CUUACGUCACAUUCUUGUUCGUAGCACCAUUCGAAAUAACGAGUAAUUACAGCUAGCCGGUGUGAGAUUUUCUCCAACCCAAUUGCAAGCUUGUUGCUUAGCUUUCCCUAGUAACUUACCCAAGGCAUUCGUCCCCACCGCUCAAUAUUACAAAAGCUCUCACCGUCUCCCAUGGACAACAAAACAAAGUAGAGGAUAAAAUGUCCGCCGAAUGAAAGGUUCAAAAGACACCAACUCUCCCUAGCAGCUACAACACCUCCAGCUGAAAAAGAACCGGCCGCCGCAACGGCAGCCUUGACCUCUUUCCCUUCGCUGCCUGUCUACACCUCUCCCUCCGCCAACAUGAUUGCUCUCAAGGGCAUUGGAGCUGCUUCCUUCACUCCAACAAAGCAACCAUUUCUCCGCACCAAAAGACCAGCAACUCCAAGGAGCUAUUCGCUUCUCUGCCUCUCCAAGUCCGGCGACUCUGAUACCGAUUCCACUUCAGAAUCUUCAGAAGGUGGUGGUGGUGGAGACACCCGCCGGCAAGAGUUACUCGCCAGAAUAGCUAUGCUCCAGACCGAGAAGGUCCGCCUCACAGAUUACUUGGAUGAGAGAUCCGAUUACCUCACUCAGUUCGCCGAAGAGGCCAACGCGGAGAUCGACAAGAUUGGAGAGGAUGCCCUCACCCGCCUCGACGAAGCCAGUUCCAGGAUAAUGGAGAAAAUAGAGAGCCGCAUGCAAGCUUUCGAGGAAUCUGCAGAAAUGGAAAUGGCAGAGAUAGAAGACAAGGAAAGCAAAUUGGCGGACUUCGAGGGACAGAUGGAUAAGGAUCGUAAUGAAGGGCUCUUCUUUAAGAACCUGGGGAUGAUGGGACAGAAAGCAGCGCCUGCCGUUGAUAAAACAAAGGCACAAGAAGAAGUGCAGAAGAUCAAAGAUCUGGCCAAAGCAAAAGCUGAAUCAGUGGCUAGAAAGAACAUUUACCUUGCUCUAAUUGCAAUCCUGGUCUUUACCAUCGCAGAAUCUGUGAUAACAACCCCUUCACCAGAAUGGCAGAAAAUUGCAGUUCUUGGAGCAAUCUUAGUCGGGUUGAUCACUCAGGUCACCUACGAGCAGAGCUUGUCAUCAUCAUCAGACGCACAAAAGCUAGAACAGAAGGAUAAGGCUGACAAAGAAGAGCAAUGACUAAUGGCUUCAGUGUGAAUAUAGCAUGAGUUAAUAGACACAAGUGUGACACUUGCAACUUGAGCUUGAUACGUCCAGCAAAUUUAUGUAGCAUCACAUUUCUUGUAUCUUGGUGAAAUUACUCGCAACACCAAGUACCAUGUAACCGAAGUUACAAUGCAGCGAUGCAUAUUGUACAGGUUUUCAUAGUUAGUAGGCAUUAGAAAAUGCAUUACCAGCUUUCAUAGUCGUUUUUUAAUUCUGUAUACAUUAAUCAUCAUGGUUCGUUCAUAUACAUGAUGCUGUAGCCAUGCAGUGAAGUUGCAGUGAUGUUAAACCUGGAACGAAAAAAAGCUCACGGGUUGAAAGCUAAUAGGUUUUUCAGAGUUAACGAUUCAGGAUUUAUGGGCCAAAAACAACGAUUAUCCCACUCCACACAAUAAUAGAGCUUAGAGGCUAGAAGUUUUUCCACUAGAUAUUCACCAAAUUUCUUGAGGCCUCAGUGUAUAUCAUCUGUAUAAUUGUCUGACCCCUGUAAACUGCAUGAUUAGAUUAAAAGCACUGUUAGAAACAAGAUAAGACCUUUUGUAAAAGAAUUUUUUGAAUAUGUUGAAUCGAUUGAAAUUGAGGAGCAAUCUUUGUUGGGCUGAUCACUCGGUUCACCAACGGGCAGAGCUUGUCAUCAUCAUGACAUACAAAAGCUAGACCAGAAGGAAAAGGCAGGCAAAUAAGAGCAAUGACUAAUGGAUUCAGUGUGAAAAUAGCAUGAGUUUUUUUUUUUUUUUUUUUUGGGAAUGUGAAUUUAGCAUGAGUUAAUAGACCCAAGUGUGACACUUGCAACUUGAGCUUGAUACGGCCAGCAAAUUUUUGUAGCAUCACAUUUCUUGUAUCUUGGUGAAAUUACUCGCAACACCAAGUACCAUGUAACCGAAGUUACAAUGCAGCGAUGCAUAUUGUAAAAGGCAUUAGAAAAUGCAUUGCCAGUUUUCAUAGUCGUUUUUAAAUUCUGUAUGCAUUAAUCAUCGGGGUUCGUUCAUAUACAUGAUGCUGCACCCAUGUGGGUGAAGUUGCAGCAUAGUUAAACCUAGAAGGAAAAAAAGCUCACAAGUUGAAAGCUAAUAGGAUUUUCAGAGUUAACGAUUCAGAAUUUAUGGGCCCAAAACGACGAUUGUCCCACUCCACACAAUAAUAUAGCUUAGAGGCUAGU
Molecule: messenger RNA, 2350 nt
Organism: Linum trigynum
Lineage: Eukaryota; Viridiplantae; Streptophyta; Magnoliopsida; Malpighiales; Linaceae
Source: the annotation of a GenBank genome assembly